AUGUCUCAAGCAGAUAUCAGGCUGGUGAAUGGUGGCAGUGUGUGUUCUGGAAGAGUUGAGGUUCUUCAUAAUGGAGUUUGGGGAACUGUGUGUGAUGAUGGUUGGGAUCUAUCAAAUGCUGCAGUGGUCUGUAAAGAGCUGGGCUGUGGUGCUGUUAUAGAGGCAAAGAGCAAUGCUUAUUUUGGACAAGGUUCAGGUCAAAUAUGGUUGGAUGAUGUACAGUGUAGAGAGAAUGAAACUACACUGAAAAACUGUUCAGCACAACCAUGGGGAUCACACAACUGUGUACACAGUGAAGAUGCUGGAGUCAUCUGCCAAAAUGUAAGACUGGUGAAUGGUGGCAGUGUGUGUUCUGGAAGAGUUGAGGUUCUUCAUAAUGGAGUUUGGGGAACUGUGUGUGAUGAUGGUUGGGAUCUAUCAGAUGCUGCAGUGGUGUGUCGAGAGCUGGGCUGUGGUGCUGUUAUAGAGGCAAAGAGCAAUGCUUAUUUUGGACAAGGUUCAGGACAAAUAUGGUUGGAUGAUGUACAGUGUAGAGGGAAUGAAACAUCACUGAAAAACUGUUCAGCACAACCAUGGGGAUCACACGACUGUGGACAUAAUGAAGAUGCUGGAGUCAUCUGCCAAUUGGGCUGGAUGCAAACAACCGUGGCUCCACUUAGCUGGACACCAACAACCGCAGCACCACUUACAGUGGGCCGGACACAAACAACUGCAGCUCCUAAUACAGAUAUCAGGCUGAUGAAUGGUGGCAGUGUGUGUUCUGGAAGAGUUGAGGUUCAUCACAAUGGAGUUUGGGGAACUGUGUGUGAUGAUGGUUGGGAUCUAUCAGAUGCUGCAGUGGUGUGUAAAGAGCUGGGCUGUGGUGCUGUUAUAGAGGCAAAGAGCAAUGCUUAUUUUGGACAAGGUUCAGGACAAAUAUGGUUGGAUGAUGUACAGUGUAGAGGGAAUGAAACUACACUGAAAAACUGUUCAGCACGUCCAUGGGGAUCACACGACUGUGGACACAGUGAAGAUGCUGGAGUCAUCUGCCAAUCUACAAGAAACCCAUGCUCAGAACUCAACUGUACUCAGGAUGAGUGGUGUGGAGAAAAGGAUGAUGUUUACGGCUGUUUCUGUAACAAAAACAACAACACCCAUCUAAUGUCCAGCUUUGACACUUUCGAUAUCUAUGAGACGUGUGAAAGCAGUUCUGGGUUCAUGUCUCUGUCUCGCUGUCAGCUCUUUGAAGCUGGUUUUUCUGCGGAUCUCUUACACCUGAAUGACCCCAGCUGUACAGGAACAGUCCAGAAUGGCAGAGUAGAGUUCAGAUUUGACAACAAUGACCACAUCUGUGGUACAAGUCUUAUGGCCAAUGGCACUCACUUCAUCUAUGAAAACUUUAUUCUCAGUGAUCCAGACUUAACAGGUCUGGAAGGUUCAAUUAGCAGAAAGAGAAUCCUGAAACUGCUUUUCAGCUGUAUCUACCAGCAAACCCAAACACUUUCAAUAGACAUCAACCCUCUGGGAAGCAUUGUGCAGAAACAACUUCCUGCUGGUCAGGGGACAUAUCAGGUCAGGAUGGUUCCAUAUCAGGAUGCUCAGUUCUCCAAGCCGUUCAAUGGUAGUGCGGAUGUUGAGGUGGACCAGAAGAUUUUUGUGGAAGUGCGUGUUGAUGGAGUUGACGGUCAUCAGUUUGCUUCAGUGAUUGACACAUGUUGGGCGACACCUGUCAAUGAUGCUCAGUCCUCUCUCCGCUGGGAUCUCAUCGUUGGCGAGUGUCCCAAUCCAAAUGAGGACACAGUGGAGCUUCUGCAGAACGGAGUCUCCACAUCUAGCCGUUUUUCAUUCAGGAUGUUUAUCUUCAUUGCAAACUCAGCAGAAGUUUAUCUGCAUUGCAACAUACAUCUUUGUCUUCUGACCUACAACGACUGCUCAGCUCAUUGUUACCCUGGACGUCACCCCAGAGAGCGCAGAUCUCUGGCCUCUCAUGACAGUGCUGACAUAUCUAUUGGUCCACUGGUCCGCUCUAAAGAGAUUUGA
This is a messenger RNA of Triplophysa dalaica, 2019 nucleotides long. Its product is annotated as deleted in malignant brain tumors 1 protein-like. The coding region runs from base 1 to 2019 and encodes 672 amino acids. NCBI's taxonomy places the organism in Eukaryota, Metazoa, Chordata, Actinopteri, Cypriniformes, Nemacheilidae. The record is from RefSeq and is a predicted model, not a curated record. The transcript has 13 exons. Gene Ontology annotation, cellular component: membrane.